Messenger RNA from Otolemur garnettii (small-eared galago), 1968 nucleotides. It is a transcript of the gene DHODH, whose product is annotated as dihydroorotate dehydrogenase (quinone). Gene Ontology annotation, cellular component: cytoplasm; mitochondrial inner membrane. The record is from RefSeq and is a predicted model, not a curated record. Gene Ontology annotation, biological process: pyrimidine ribonucleotide biosynthetic process; 'de novo' pyrimidine nucleobase biosynthetic process. The transcript is spliced from 9 exons. The coding region runs from base 286 to 1479 and encodes 397 amino acids. NCBI's taxonomy places the organism in Eukaryota, Metazoa, Chordata, Mammalia, Primates, Galagidae. Gene Ontology annotation, molecular function: dihydroorotate dehydrogenase activity.
UGCAGACACGUGGCAGUGCCUGUGGACCGUGUCUUUAUGGAGCCCAGCACAGGGCAGCUUAGGAAACACGACCGUCUGGAGUGUGUGCAGAAGCUCACGCGGAAGGAAAUUAGACUAAGACGUGGUCUCAAUCCGUCUAAAGUUUUGUUAUCUAGGGGGCUUAAAGUUAAGAGUUCUGAGUUGUAACCCCGGGGUCUUGAAUUUAGUAAGUGCUCAAAUAGCAGACGAUUGUCAUGAGGCGUUCCUGCAGUCUGCAGGGGACUCGUCAAAGAAGGCGUGAUCUACAUGAACAGCUUUGAGGAAUUCGUAAAAAAACGGGCCCAGGAUGCUUUGGUCAUCCUGGGGGGUGGAGGACUUCUGUUUGCUUCCUACCUGACAGCUACAGGGGAUGAGCGUUUCUAUGCUGAAUACCUGAUGCCAGCUCUGCAGAGGCUGCUGGACCCAGAGUCAGCCCACAGACUGGCCAUUCACUUUACCUCCCUGGGACUCCUUCCUCGAGCCUCAUUUCAGGACUCUGACAUGCUGGAGGUGAGAGUUCUGGGUCAUAAAUUCCGAAAUCCAGUAGGAAUUGCUGCAGGAUUUGACAAGCAUGGGGAAGCUGUGGAUGGACUUUAUAAAAUGGGCUUUGGGUUUGUUGAGAUUGGAAGUGUGACUCCAAAACCUCAGGAAGGAAACCCCAGACCGAGAGUCUUCCGCCUCCCUGAGGAUGAAGCCAUCAUUAACAGGUACGGGUUUAACAGUCAUGGGCACUCCGCGGUGGAACACAGGUUACAAGCCAGACGGCAGAAGCAGGCCAGGCUCACGGAAGAUGGACUGCCACUGGGAAUAAACCUGGGGAAGAAUAAGACGUCAGUGGAUGCUGCUUCAGACUACGCAGAGGGUGUCCGAGUGCUCGGCCCCUUGGCAGACUACCUGGUAGUGAACGUGUCCAGCCCCAACACGGCUGGGCUGCGGAGCCUUCAGGGAAAGGCCGAGCUGCGCCACCUGCUGACCAAGGUGCUGCAGGAGAGGGAUGCCCUGCAGGCAGCGCAUAGGCCCGCAGUGCUAGUGAAGAUCGCCCCUGACCUCACUGCCCAGGAUAAGGAGGACAUUGCCAGUGUGGUGAGAGAGUUGGGCGUGGAUGGAUUGAUCGUCACGAACACCACAGUGAGCCGCCCUGCCGGCCUCCAGGGUGCCCUGCGCUCUGAAACAGGAGGGCUAAGUGGGAAGCCCCUCCGGGAUUUAUCAACUCAAACCAUUCGGGAGAUGUAUGCGCUCACCCAAGGCAGAAUUCCCAUAAUUGGGGUUGGUGGUGUCAGCAGCGGGCAGGACGCGCUGGAGAAGAUCCGGGCAGGGGCCUCCCUGGUGCAGCUGUACACGGCCCUCACCUACAGGGGGCCGCCCUUGGUCUGCAGAGUCAAGCGGGAACUGGAGGCCCUUCUCAAAGAGCAGGGUUUUGGCAGAGUCACAGAUGCCAUUGGAGCAGAUCAUCAGAGGUGAGGACAUCGUCUGCCAGGAAGCCUGAUUUGGAACCUUCCUGAAAAUGCAGGGGAGCCUUGGUGGCUGGAUAGUGAGAGGAGAGACUGCCUUGCACCAUGUCCCCCAAUCCACGGCCUGGCCUCCCUGUAAAAGGCAAUCCUGGGGUCAUUAGCCUUCACAGCAGGCUUGCUUCAGUCCCUGGGUCAGAUCAUAAACUGCAUUUGUGAUGCUUUCCAGAUUCAAAUCCUAGGAUCCUUCAAUAUUGCAAAGACACUGGAUAUUUGGAGAAAAAAAAAGUCAUGGAAAAAAUAAAGCCAUUUGGAACUUGGAUUUAAACCUCAGCCCUUUCUCCAUUCUCUGCCGGUCCUCCCAGGCCUCUACUACCUGACCUUCAGGGGCAUCCUAGGAACUCAAGUGCCUUUCAUUUGAUCUCUAUUUUUAUUUAUUUUGUUUUUAAAAUUUAACAUUUCAGGUACAGACAACAGUUGCAAGAAUAGUACCAUGAAAAAA